CGGCGGUCACCUCCAGCCCGCGCCCGGGUACCGCACGCCCGGCGUUCAGGGACCGUCCUCCGCCGCCGCCGCCGCCGCCGAAGCUACGGGCGGGCAGCCGUGCGCCCCGGACACCGCCAGCCCCGGCGGCCGCUCCUUCCAAUGCCAGGGCCGGGGCGCCGGGCGGCCGCCGGCAGGAAGAUGAAGGGCUCGGCGGGAGGAAGGAGAGAAAAGCUGCUGGGCUCUCCGAAAGCUCAGCCCGGCCGCGCUUCUGCAUGUGCACAAGAUGGAGAGAGUGAGGCUGAGUUUUUACCUGAUGACUUUGAAGAAAAACCAGAAAGAGAAAAGAAACAUAACAAUUUCACUUUGUGCAACGUGUGUAACAUUCAGCUGAAUUCGGCCGCUCAAGCUCAAAUCCACUACAAUGGCAAAUCACAUCAAAAAAGAUUAAAACAACUCAACAAUGGCAUGGUGAAAAAUGACAAUGGUGGUACAUGCCAGAGCCCCGCUCUCCCAGCCCUGGUCCGUCCACCAGCCCCUCCUUUGCAACCAUCGCUGGAUAUUAAACCGUUUCUUCCCUUUCCUCUUGACACUGCGGCCGCAGUCAACCUCUUCCCCAAUUUUAAUGCGAUGGACCCGAUUCAGAAAGCUGUAAUAAAUCAUACUUUCGGGGUUCCUCUUCCUCAUCGAAGAAAGCAAAUCAUAUCGUGCAACAUUUGCCAGUUGAGAUUUAAUUCUGAUAGCCAGGCUGCGGCCCACUACAAAGGCACGAAACAUGCCAAGAAGCUCAAAGCAUUGGAAGCCAUGAAAAAUAAGCAGAAAUCUGUAACUGCCAAGGACAGCGCAAAGACUACCUUCACCUCCAUCACUACCAAUACCAUCAAUACCAGCUCUGACAAAACAGACAGUACCACAGGGACACCAGCAAUAUCAACGACGACAACUGUGGAAAUUCGCAAAAGCAGCGUUAUGACAACUGAGAUCACUUCUAAAGUGGAGAAAAGCCCCACGACAGCCACUGGCAAUAGCUCCUGUCCUUCCACGGAGACUGAGGAAGAAAAGGCAAAACGGCUGCUUUACUGUUCUCUAUGCAAGGUUGCUGUCAACUCCACCUCACAGCUGGAGGCGCACAACAGUGGUACUAAGCACAAAACGAUGCUAGAAGCUCGGAAUGGAAGUGGGACUAUCAAAGCCUUCCCUAGGGUAGGUGUGAAAGGCAAAGGACCAGUGAAUAAGGGGAAUACAGGCCUGCAGAACAAAACGUUUCACUGUGAAAUCUGUGAUGUGCACGUCAACUCGGAAACACAACUUAAACAGCAUAUUAGCAGUAGAAGGCACAAAGACAGAGCUGCUGGGAAGCCCCCGAAACCUAAAUACAGUCCUUACAACAAACUGCAGAAGGCAGCACAUCCGCUGGGGGUAAAAUUAGUAUUUUCAAAAGAACCUUCAAAGCCAUUGGCUCCACGAAUUCUACCAAACCCUCUGGCAGCUGCAGCGGCCGCUGCGGCUGUGGCAGUGAAUUCCCCCUUCAGCCUCCGAACUGCUCCAGCAGCCACCCUGUUCCAGACUUCUGCAGUCCCUCCAGCCCUCCUGCGGCCAGCUCCUGGACCCAUUCGGACCGCCCACACUCCUGUGCUGUUUGCUCCUUACUGAAUUCCAAAUGGGAGUAACUGUACUGCAAUAAUUUUUCAAAAAACACAAAACAAAAAGAGAACUAUGCAGUGUUUAUUUAUAGUUUAAAGUAUAUCUGAAGAGCCAGGACUUUUGAUAGUGAAUUGAAAAGAUUAUUAAAAAAAAAAAAAAAAAAAAGGAGGGAGGUUUAGGGGUGGGAUGGAGGGGUGGUAUUUUCUCCAAAUUAAAGCAUUCCUCUUGAACAUUGAGUGUUUUAGAAGUGAUCUCCAGCAUUGACUUGUAGUGGUAUCUAGAACUUCUGAAGCCUUUGUGACUGUGCUUUUGGGCACUUGUUUCCCCCUGCAUUGUCUUUCCUGCUUUAUGAGACAACUAUACAUUGUCUAAGGGCAUUAACUGGUUCCAAUGUAUAUAUAAUAAUUUACUCUGUAGAUUAAAAUAAUACAAAAAAAAAGAAAAAGAAAAAGAAAAAAACACAAAAAAACAAAAGCAACACUGUGAAUAGUAGUACCCGUGCUGUUCCUCUUGCUAUGACAGCAAUUCUUGGGUAUUUAUCCCAACAAAAGUAGAUACGGUAGAUGUCUUGUAAAAACAAUAGUGCUGUGUCUCAAUCUAUGCCACUAGGUGUUCAAGAAUUGCAAAAGGUAGAACAAACAACUAUUUCAUGCCUGUAAGCAGUCAAAAACUAAACACCACCGGAUGGUGUGGGGAAGGUCCCUGGUUCUCAUUCUCCCAUCCUACCCAGCUUGGAGAUGACUUUAAGUUCAGAAUAAAAGAACAGGGCUAAGCAUAGAGGUGGGAGAGAUUAAUAAAAAUGGCUUCUUACAAAGUACUUUUCCCUCACCCUGGAACAGUGUUGCUGGAAAUAGGAAGUGUUUGUAAAGCACCUAUAUCUGAAAACAGGUAAACCCAUGCAUCAUGGGUGUUCAGAAAGAAAUCAGUACAACUAUUCUGUUUCAAGGAUAACGGAUGAACCUAACCUAGCAUGAUAAUGCAAAGUAAAGAUUUUUCAUGUUAGUGCAUAUCCAAUAAAAACAAAGAAUAUUGCAUCUCUGCAAUAUCCCCUUUAUAUCAUACCAGUAGGGUUGUCUCUUCAGCACAGGUUUCUGCUUUGACUAUGAUGAUAGACAUUAGCUAUUGUUGUGGGGGGGUUUUGUUGUUUUUUUAGAUUUCCUACUGACAUGAUAUAAACAAUUAAUAUAUAUUUAAAUAUUAGUAAAACAAGAAAAAUGAAUCUGCAUUAAUUUCAGACCAAGGAUGUAGAGUUAAAAAAAUACUGGUAAGAUGCAUUUGACCAUCAUUUCUCUAGUGGAGUUGUGAAACACUGACAGCCUUCAAUAUUCACCAUAAGGCUGAAAGGAGUUGAUGUUUUACCUUUAAAGCAAGAUUUUUCAGGGGUAUAUAUAAAUAUAUGUAUAUUGUAUAUAUGUUAGAAAGAUUAAGAGAAUAACUUAUAAAAAGAAAAUCUAUAUAAAAUAAUUAUAUAACCAUCCCGUGUUACAUGUUAUCAUUAAGUUGGUAACAAAUGGCAUAAAAAUAGCUGUGCCUUUCAUUUGUGAUAAAGGCUAUUUGCUUUUUCCCAUAGAAAGCUAACAUAUACCUAUCAUUAUGGUGGGGUUCGAUGCAGCCAGUCUGUUGCAUUAAUAAGAAUAAUGACACUCAAACUUAGAACAAUGAAAACAUGUACAAAUCCACCCUACCAGAUUUAGGUUUAGAGAAAAAAAAAUAUUUUUGAAAGGUUUUGUAAAGACUAUUUAAAAAUAUAGGGAAAGGCUGGGUAUGGCCUUCCUGAAACUGCUCUUAUCUAAACUGUAGUAGACUUUUGAGAGGUCUAAAGACUCAAGGUGAAAUGAUUUGAGAGAUGGGUAUUUAGUAUUUGUCAUUUUAUAUUUAAGAAACACCCAUAACGUGCUUGGUGCUCAACAUUAAAUAUGGUCUUUGGAGUUCUUCUCCACCAUCUAGCUAAAGACAUUUGUCAUAUAAAUAUAUCUUUAAAGCAGUUGACUUUAUAGAACUUUUGUUAAACAACCAACCAAAAGAAAAAAGGAAGGAAGGAAGGGAGGAAGAAAGGAAGGAAAAGAAAAGAAAAAGUAUUCCAUCAGUCUUUGGUAAGAGGAAUUUCAAACCAUACAUCUUCUGCCUGAACAUGUUGGUUAGAAUUGAAAUUUGUUUGUGAAAGUAUCUGGUGAUAUUGCAUUUGCCAGUAUCUCUACUUUCUGGUGUUAGUAAGUGUUUCCUUUUUCCACCCUCAGACCCUGCUAGUUCAGCCAGGGAGAGAGUUAGCUCAUGAAUUCUGUUGUUUGGGGCUGUCUAUAUCCUGUGUGACCAGCUUCUGACCGUUUUGAACUUCAGUUUCCUCUUUCUGCUUUGUCGAAUAUUUUCAUCAUUCACUAUGUCAGCCUGAAUCCCUAUCCAACAACUUUUACACCUCUAAAAACCUCUCUUUCUGUUGGAGAACUUAGUGUCAAUUGAUGAAAUAUUACUAUGUGUACUUUUGCUGUUCUUCCCCAUUUUCACCAAAGUGAAAGAGCCAGUCCACUGGAAGUCAGGGCCUGUGGGAUACAAGAGUCCUGGAUCACAAGGCAUUACUAACUUUAAUGAUUUGCUGGGAAACAAACAAAUCAGCCAUAUUUUCUCCAUCAGCCGUAGGAGAAACCUCAGAAAUACCUAAACCCCUUCUGCCUCACUUCAUUAUGGAACCAUUUUUGUUUAAAUGGUCUCUAAAAUUGGAGUUGUAAUCAUCAGUUGUCUUUUACUCACUACCUAAUAAAGGAUGAAGCCUAAACAUGGAACUUAUGGUGGAUUCUCUGUGAAUUGGUUCCCAACAUUCCAUGUAUUUAUUAACACCAGAUCCAUAUCUACCAUUGUUCACACUGCUAUAAAGCUCUAUCCUUUCCCUUAGGGAACUUCUUUUCAUGAAUACAGAUCAGUAAUUCCGAUUGAU
Messenger RNA from Balaenoptera musculus (blue whale), 4552 nucleotides. RefSeq names its product zinc finger protein 385D (gene ZNF385D). Gene Ontology annotation, molecular function: nucleic acid binding; zinc ion binding. Gene Ontology annotation, cellular component: nucleus. NCBI's taxonomy places the organism in Eukaryota, Metazoa, Chordata, Mammalia, Artiodactyla, Balaenopteridae. The transcript is spliced from 9 exons. Bases 142 to 1632 code for a protein of 496 amino acids. The record is from RefSeq and is a predicted model, not a curated record.